AUGCCCAACACAUCCACCCUCCUCAUCCUUCUCGUGUGCCUUAUCGCACUCUCCUUCAUCCCCACCGUCGCUGCUUUCGGAGCCGGUAAUAUCCCUUCGUACUCAUACCUCGAAGGCAAAGCCUUCAGGCAUGGUGAUAUUGAGGAUGCACUCGCCAACAUGGCCAAGGCGGCCGGCGGGGGCUUCUUGGGUCGGAACGUGAAGUUUACGAACCUUGACAAGAGCAGGGUGUACUUUGGAAACUGGUUGCGGGAUUAUUCCCAAGCUGUCGACGUUGGAGCACUCAAGAAGACGGGACUGCAGACCAUCAUCACGACUUGCUGCGUUUUGGGAUUCUUAGCGCACGGUUCGUUCAACUUUUACUUUUCGUGCCGGUUCGAAGUGACCAAGGAAAGCCUCGGCUGCUACAGGCCCGAAGAGCACAUUGACAACCCGAAAGGCUAUGGCGAAGGCGAGGAUGCGCGCAAGUACGACCCCCGUCUCCGUGGUCCCGUCGACGACCGGGAGCUCCAAAUCGACCCUCGGACCGGCAUGAAGAACUACAUUGCCAACGAGUCUGGAGGAUGGGCCACCUCCUCCGCUCUCGUACGCAACAUUCUUACCCAAUGUAUCGCGGCAGGACGCAGAUUCCGCCAGACUGGCGACAAGGCGGACAGCUACGUCAGCUUCCAGCUUCUCGGACGCGCCCUACACACGCUCGAGGACUUCUCCGCCCACUCCAACUUUGUCGAAGUCGCCCUCGUCACUCUCGGCUACUCGCAAGUCUUCACCCACGUCGGCACCAACGUCCGUAUCCAAGCGCCCAACGGCAAGCAGGUCUCGCCCAUGGUCACCGGCACAUUCGGCGGAGCCGAUUUCAUCCACUCGCUCAUGUCUGAAGCAGGGGACCACCUGUCCCAAGCGUCCAUCUCGGACCUCUCCAAGUCGAUGGACGCCUCCCGCUCCGGGCCCGGCGAUACGACCGGCGUGGGCGGACUGAUCUCCAUCUUCAAGAUGCUUCCGGGCAAUGAAGGGGAUAGUCUGACGCGCGAUAUGAACGAUAUCCAGAAUAUGAGGAGUGCGCCGGGCGGGAUGGACCCGCAGCAGAUGUCCCCGCAGGAACUGCACGCGCAGAUCUGGAAGGUGUUGACUUUCCGGGAUGCGGUGAUGAAGCGGAUCGACAACUUUAUCGACCGCGUGCCGGGGCUUUCGGCCCUUACAGAGAAGCUCGGUAACUCGAUCGCUGUUUUUGUUCUCCAGACCAUCGAGCCCUUCGUCAAGCCCCUCGUUGGUAACGCUACCGCCGCUCUCGGCCAAGGUUCCCAAGCCGUCAUUGACUCGAACGACCAGGAAAUCGUCUGGCACGAUGCCAACUCGAGCGACCCUACCCACAGUUUCCUCUCCAAGGACCACUUCAACGGCAUUCUGAACGAGCCGGCUGGAAAAAUCGCCCAGAAGAUCGUCGAGUACACUGUCGGACUCGUCGUCAAGGCUUGGGACAACCCCGGUAUGGACCCGAGGGAAGUCACCGAGCCUGUCCUGGAGUGUCUUUUCCACCCGGACUUUGCGAAGCCGCACUCGCAGAUCCAGCGGCUCAUGCUCGACACGGUCCGUCAAUGGAUCGACGAGCAAGGAUCCAACAAGCAAGAAACGCUCCGAAGGCUCACGUCCGACUCGGUCCAGAACCACAAGAAUAUCCGGAUUGGGGCCAAGGACGAGUACAGCGGACACGUGCAUAAUUCUAUUGCGGGUGAAGGGGGGUUGCAGGGGAUGCUGGCGUCGCAUAAUGUUCAUGUGCCGGGGAACCAGGUCUUGAAUGCCGGUCAGGAUCUCAUGUCUGGCAAGAUGCCUUGGCAGCAAGGCUUCGGCAGUGGAGGUCAACACGCCUGGCGCGGGAUUGACGAAUCCGGGUCCCAGCCACUCGGCCAGCCCUCCGGCGGAUACGACUCCACCCCUUCAUACGGUCAACACCAAGGUGGCGCCGCAGCGGCAUACCUCGGCGGUGGCGAUGUUGCCUACGGCCAGAACCAGCCUCAUACCUCUUAUGACGGCCAAGGUCAGGGCCAGCACCACCAGGGCAGCUACCAGCAGGGCGGCUACAACUCGGCGCCGAGCUAUGACCAGAAUCAGGGUGGACAAUACGGCCAUAGCCAAGGCGGGUAUGGCGGAGGAGAGCAGUACGGCCAGCAGUACCAGCAGCACCAGCAGCCGCAGUACGGUCAAGACCAGAACCAGUAUGGCGGCGGUGGUGGCGGGUACAACAGCCAGCCUCAGCACAACCAGGGCGGGUACGGGCAGCAGGGCGGGGGAUAUCAGCAGGGCGGAGGCGGAGGGGACAGCUGGGUUCCACCGGGUGGGUAUCGGUCCUAG
Molecule: messenger RNA, 2349 nt
Organism: Dioszegia hungarica
Lineage: Eukaryota; Fungi; Basidiomycota; Tremellomycetes; Tremellales; Bulleribasidiaceae
Product: putative heterokaryon incompatibility protein HET-C
Exons: 14
Coding region: 1-2349 (782 amino acids)
Source: RefSeq, a predicted model, not a curated record